AUGGGACUUUUGGAAAUUAUCAAAUCAUUCAAAUCGCCGGGUGGAAAAGAAAUUCGAAUUCUUCUUCUCGGAUUGGAUAAUGCCGGAAAAACAACUAUUCUGAAACAAUUGUCAACUGAAGAUAUUUCGAAUGUAACUCCAACAAAAGGUUUCAAUGUAAAAACAGUUGCUGCAAGUGGAGAUAUUCGAUUGAAUGUUUGGGAUAUUGGUGGACAAAGAGCUAUUCGACCAUUUUGGAGCAAUUAUUUCGAAAAUACUGAUGCUCUUAUUUACGUCAUCGAUAGUAAUGAUAAAAAACGUUUCGAUGAAACUGGCGUCGAAUUAAGCGAACUUUUAGAUGAAGAGAAACUCAAAAAUGUUCCAGUUUUGAUUUUGGCAAACAAACAAGAUUUGGCAACAGCCGCAAAGGCUUCCGAAAUUUCGGUUCGGUAAGCUUCUUUUUUUUUUGAAAAAUGACAGGUGAUAAUUGGAAAAAAAUUCACUUGGAAAAAAAAAUUCAAAUGACUGACUCAUAAUAAUUAUAAGUUAGCUAUACGAAUUUUCAUGAACUCUAUAAUCAAAAUUUGUUUUUAAAAACAUGAUUAGAAAAGAAAUAAUCGUGAGAACACCACAAACAAUAGGAAAAUAAUGAAUCUAAAAUAAAUACAGAUUAAUAAGAGUAAUCAGGUGUAUCCGGUUUUCUAUCAAUUUAAAAAUAUAGAUUGAGAGACAUCUGGAGCGGGGUUUCCCAAAAAUUUAGAAAUUUAAUUUUUAAGCCAAUUUAUUUUUGUCCAAAAACACAUCAUACAAUCAUAUUUGAUAUUUGUUGUUGGCAGAUGUUUUUUUUUGUGUAAUUGUGCGUCACAGUGCACGUGUGUUCCAUCCCGCUCCCACGUUUUCAAUAAUUUUUUGAAAAAGAAAUUACAUAAGCGAAAUAAUUGAAACCAUUUUUUAAAAAAUAUAAUUGAGACCAGAAUAAAACAACACUCAUAAUUGAAACAUAAUAUUUUUAACAACUAAAAACAAAAUACAGAUUGAAAUUGACGGAAUUGCGUGAUCGUAGCUGGCAUGUUCAAGCUUGUUCAGCAUUAACAAAUGAAGGUGUUUCGGAUGGAAUCAAUUGGGUUGCUGAUAUGAUUCGUAAUAAAAAAUAAUAAUUUUAUUAAAAUAUUUGCCCAUUUUUUCUGCCCAGGAUUCUUUCUUUCUUUCUUUUUUGGUUUCAUUCCCUUAACUUUACAUAAUCAUUUUUUCAAUAUAUCAAUAAAUAUUUUUCCUUUUAUUUUUUGUUUUUGUUUACAUACAUAAUGCAUGGAUAAAUUAAUAACUUUCCAAAUAUAUUGUUUUUUUCAGACACUUAUCAGUUCUCAUCCAAUUUCUAUCGAUGUAUAUAAAAAAGAAGUGCAAAAUGUAAGUUUUUAAAAUAUUUAUUUUUGUGAGGAAAAAUUGAAAAAAUUUUUAGGCCGUUGAUUUGCUGUACAAAGCUGAUCAUUUUCAUUAUUUCUUCACUGAUCGAGAUGGAACACUUAAAUCAUAUUCAUGUAGUUAUCCAUCUAGUAUUCAACCAGCUUAUUCUGGAGUUAUUCAGGUAAAUUAUCAAAAUUCCAAAAAUUUAUUUAAAAAAAAAAACUCAAAUUUCAGGCUCAAUUUGCUCGUCGAUGUGCUCAAACAUGUUGUAUUUUAACAACAGCUCCAUUAAUGCAUAUUGGUGUUCUUGAUGUUUCAACAAUUCCAUUUGGUCAUUAUUAUAUGGGUGCUUCUGCUGGAAGAGAAUGGUUUAUUGAUCCAACAAAUAAAUUCAAGGAUACUUCAAUUAGUGAAGCAGUUUUGAGUCUUCUCGAUCAAGCUUUUGCAAAAAUCUCACAUCUUUUGGAACUCAAAGAAUUUAGAAUGUUUACUUGGGUUGGAUCUGGAUUACAGAAACAUUAUGGACAUUUGACAAUUGCACAUCAAGAUGUUUAUAAAAGUGUGAGCGAUGAGAUGAGCAAAAGAUUAUAUGAGGAAAUUGAGAAAAUUAUCAAAGAAGUUGAUCCAACUGGAGUAACUUUGCAAUUGAGUUUGGUUGAUUUGGAUAUUAAGGUUUAUUUGAAAACCAAAAUUGAUGGACAAAUAUUUGACAAAGGAGAUGGACUUCGAAUGUUAUGUGAAAAAAUGAAAUGCGAUUUGAAAGAUGGAAAUGUAUUAGUUUGUGGUGAUUCAUCAACUGAUCUUCCAAUGCUUCAAGAAUGUUUGGAUCGAAAUGCUGAAGGUGUUUACACAAUUUGGGUUACAACAAAUGAUAGCCUGAAACAAAAGGUAUUUUUUGUUUUUGAUAAAAAGUUCGAAUUCAAUGAACCAGUUUAUAGGUUCGAGAAUUAUGUGCAAAAUAUAAAAAUGAUCAAAUUGCAUUUGUUUCUUGCCCAGAAGUACUUUUAGGAGCAAUGGCACAAGCAACAAUUCGAGAAAUAAGCAUAAAUAGAACACGUAAAAUUUCAACACGAGAUGUUCUGGCUAUUUAG
This is a messenger RNA of Caenorhabditis angaria, 2474 nucleotides long. The record is from the annotation of a GenBank genome assembly. Lineage: Eukaryota; Metazoa; Nematoda; Chromadorea; Rhabditida; Rhabditidae.